AAGCUCAAUUGACCCGCAACCCUAGCCUCCAUACCGCUUCGAAGCACCAAUCCGUCAAGAUGGUUCAAUUAUACAACAUUGCUGGUCGCCAGAUUGCCUCCCACUGGCUUGCGAUGGCGACUCUCGGAACGAUUACCGCGCUCACUUUCGUCUCUUCAGGAGGGUCAUCAGCCGUCAAGAAGACUCAAACACCACCCAUCAACGCUUCAAGUCCCGAUGAGGAGAAGUUCAUCAAGGAUUUCCUGAAGAACGCUGAUGGAGGCGACGAAAAGACGGAAGCGCAUGCAUCCAAAUAA
Messenger RNA from Amorphotheca resinae ATCC 22711, 296 nucleotides. RefSeq lists its product as hypothetical. Gene Ontology annotation, biological process: proton motive force-driven ATP synthesis. The transcript has 3 exons. The record is from RefSeq and is a predicted model, not a curated record. Bases 60 to 296 code for a protein of 78 amino acids. Lineage: Eukaryota; Fungi; Ascomycota; Leotiomycetes; Helotiales; Amorphothecaceae.